This is a messenger RNA of Peromyscus californicus insignis, 2018 nucleotides long. RefSeq names its product BH3 interacting domain death agonist (gene Bid). Gene Ontology annotation, biological process: positive regulation of intrinsic apoptotic signaling pathway; positive regulation of extrinsic apoptotic signaling pathway; apoptotic mitochondrial changes. The transcript has 6 exons. The record is from RefSeq and is a predicted model, not a curated record. Gene Ontology annotation, cellular component: mitochondrion; cytoplasm; cytosol. Bases 167 to 757 code for a protein of 196 amino acids. NCBI's taxonomy places the organism in Eukaryota, Metazoa, Chordata, Mammalia, Rodentia, Cricetidae.
ACGAGAAGAGGAAGGUGGCGUGCGGCGCGCUGCGCGCCUUAAAGUAUCAGUCGGCCGGCGAGCCCAGCCUCGGCGUGUACGCGGCCGGUUCCCCGCGCCGCGGCGUCUGCCUGGUUGUUCCCUGGACUCGGGAGGCGGCAGCGCUUGGAGCUGCACAGGUUGAGCCAUGGACUCUCAGGUCAGCAACGGCUCAGGACUGGAGGCUGAGCACAUCACAGACCUGCUGGUGUUUGGCUUUCUCCAAAGCUCCAAGUAUAAUUUCCACCAAGAACUGGAGGCGCUGAGUCAGGAGCUGCCCGUGGAAGUUUACCUGGAUGCAGACUUCGAGGACGAGCUGCAGACCGAUGGCGGCCGGGCCAGCCGCUCCUUCUACCAGGGAAGAAUAGAGCCAGAUUCCGAAAGUCAGGAGGAAGUCAUCCAGAACAUUGCCAGGCGUCUCGCCCAAGUAGGCGAUGAGAUGGACCACAGCAUCCAUCCCACACUCGUGAGACAUCUGGCGGCUCAGUUCAGGAACGUCAGCCUCUCAGAGGAAGACAGGAGGAACUGCCUGGCCAAAGCCCUUGACGAGGUGAAGACGGCCUUCCCUAGAGACAUGGAGAAUGAAAAGGCCAUGCUGAUAAUGACCUUGCUGUUGGCCAGAAACGUGGCCAGUCAUGCGCCGUCCUUGCUCCGUGAUGUCUUCCGCACGACAGUGAACUUUAUUAACCAGAAUUUAUUCGCCUAUGUGAGGAACUUGGUUAGAAAUGGGAUGGACUGAAGGACGCCUGCAGUGACUGGCUGGAACCCAAUACGGCAAGAACGGUGAAGCUGCCUCCGAAGGAACCGUAGCCAUGUAAACAGAUGUCGGAGUGAGGACAGGUCUCUAUUUUCAGGACAGUGUUUUGAGCUGGUGACUCACUUAAGAUUUCUACAUUGAGGUAGUCUAAUGAAGAUGCCAGCUUGCUUGUAUCUGAAGGUCUUACGCCAGCUCCUGCAUCCACACCAUGUACCUUUAUUUUAUCAGCUGUAUGGGUUCCUACUUGGAAAUUAAAUUUAAAAGCAGGUUGUAAGGCAGAAAAACUUAUUUGUAAUGUGAAGUUACUGUUCACGAGAGGCCAGCUUUGGGACGUUGUCUUGCCCAUGCAGGCGGGCUUCUGUUUCAGAAAGGUGUUAGGAGGGGUGCCCUGGCCCAGGAGGGAGAAUUCCACCCAAUGCAGGGGACGUCUCUGUGCUCAGAAGGCCACAGCCUUCCUUUGUAAAAGGCAAUGAGGUCUGAGACUUCGAUUCUGCUCUCAAAUCAUGGGAAGUGCUAAGCAGCCCUCCCCGCACUACCCAUACCCAAGGGCCUAGCUGUUUCGGGGACAGUUUCCUAAAGCUUUCUAUUCCAGGGGGGACCAACUGAGUUGUGCACACACCUCAUCUGUGUGAUGUCAGCUAUGACAAUCAGGUUCUCGCCAGGGAACACAUCACACAAGGAACAGCUCAAGUGCCGGAGUCAACCGAAUGCGUAGGAGAGAGGUCUGCCAGCCAGUCAUCAACAGGGGCACUGUCACCUGCCAUGUGCACGCAGGGCAGCGGGCCACCGUCUCAGUCAGGUUCACAGAGGCAGUGUCCAGUCACGGCCGAUAGAUUCUCUUGGUGUAAAGCAAAAUUGCCAUCCUCUCUCCUGGGCCAGCGUUCUAGAAAGAUUCCAGUAUCAAGGCCAAAUGCCCUCCUUCACUUCUGUAUUUCAGAGACAAGGUCUGACUGUCCAUCCUCAAACGCAGGGUGGCUCUGCUAACUUUCCUAAUGCUGGGAUUGCAGGCGUGAGCCUCCACUACCUGCUAAGUGUUCCAAUCUUGAAUGCAUCCCUGCCAUGAGGGCUUGGUGGAUCAUGGAAAUGGGUGGAUUUUUCUUUAGUAACACGAUCCUUGUGUGGGUAUAAGUGACAGAUGAUUUUAAUUCAGGGACUAUUUUUCAUUCUGUUCUAAAAAUAUGUGAAUUGAUUUAAGUGAUAGAAACUUGUUUCUUUAAAAUAAAAGGCUUUCUUCUCUAAAAGA